CGCGGCCACCGGCAUGCACUGGCCGUGAUAAUAUUGUUUACAGAUAGGAACCGGAAUUUACAUCGUGUCAUUUGGUGAUUGACCAGGGACCAAAGAAGAUGCCUCAGGGUAGAAGAAAAGUACCAUUUAGUGGAAAGGCGAAGAAACUCCAGAUGAAGGCGAAAAAACAACGUCAAACGCGAGUUCUGCUCGAUGUUGAUGCCGAACUGGAGCAGCAGCAAGAUGUAAAAGAUUCUCAAAGUACUUUUUCAAGAGUCCAAAAAAUGAAUCUACAGCCGUGUGCUGGAAAUUCCACUGGGAACAAGUAUGCUUUGCAGUUUGUGCAGGAAUCCAAGGAAGAGCUAAUGAAAAGAAAAGAAGAGGCUAGACACAGGAUUAAUCCCAUCCCUUUGUCGGCGCAGGAAGUCUCCGACAACUUUUUCCCCCCUGAAAUUGACAUGCCAAAGAGACCGGAAUGGGACUUCAAUAUCAGCAAGGAAAUACUUGAGGCUCGGGAACAUAAAUACUUUGCUGAAUAUCUGAAGAAUAUUGAGAAAGUAAACGGCCUGAGCUACUUUGAGUUGAAUCUUGAGACAUGGCGCCAGUUGUGGAGGGUGCUCGAGAUGUCUGAUAUACUCCUCAUCAUAGUGGACAUUCGAUACCCCGUGUUAACGUUCCCACCUUACCUAUACGCUUAUGUGACCAAGGAUCUGGGAAAAAAUAUGAUAUUGGUGUUAAAUAAAAUAGAUUUGGCACCCGCUGCAUUAGUUGUGGCCUGGCGGGAAUAUUUUAAGAUACGCUACCCAGACUUGCAUGUGCUAAUGUUCACCUCAUUCCCCACCUACAAUUUGCGCGAUCCAAACAGAGAGGAAAAAGGUCUCAAGUCCCGUCGAAUGAAAGGCAAAUUGAAGAUGGCUGCUGAGGGUGCUCAGAAGUUACUGGAUACCUGCGAACAGAUUGUCGGAGAUGAGGUGGACUUGAGUUCUUGGCGUGACAAAAUUCGAGAGGAGCUGGAGUCCGAACAAAGCCUUGAUGAACUGAACCGGAGUGAAAAUAUUGUCAGAUUGGACAAGGGUGACACUGAUUUCUACUGUCACGAGCGAUAUAAAAAUGGCAUACUGACAAUUGGAUGUAUUGGCACACCAAAUGUAGGAAAAUCUUCUCUCAUGAACGCUUUAAUGGGUAAAAAAGUUGUCAGUGUCUCACGGACACCUGGACACACGAAACACUUCCAGACGAUUUUCUUAACGAAAACUGUUCGUCUGUGCGACUGCCCAGGAUUGGUGUUUCCUUCUACAGUACCUAAACAAUUCCAAAUCCUUAUGGGGUCAUUUCCUAUUGCGCAAGUAAAAGAACCCUAUACGACGGUAAAAUUCCUUGCCGAAAGGUUGGACCUUCCACGUGUUCUCAAUAUUCGUCACCAAGAAGGCGACAGCACUUGGUCCGCGAUGGAUAUCUGUGAUGGCUGGGCUGCAAAACGAAGUUACCUUACCGCUAGAACUGCACGGUUCGAUUGUUAUCGCUCCGCGAAUUCUAUAUUACGAAUGGCACUCGAUGGAAAGAUUUGCAUCUAUGCCUACCCCGUAGGAUGGUCAGUCGAUAAAGAUAAAUGGGAGAAACAUCCUGACAUUCAGAUGGUCCAGUGGAUUCAAGCGAGAGGGCAAGUAAGCGAUUGUAAAUAUAAGACUACCAUUGUAUCUACUUCAGAUGAAGAGGAAAGUUCGGAACAAGUCUCUAGCGCAGAAGAGGGUGCCUCAGCAUCGCAAGAUGAGGAGCAGCAGCCAGACAAGAUGUGCAACAGCCGAAAUUCUGAGACAUCUUCCGAAGACGAUUCCGAUUUACCAACGGUCGCUAAUAGGUUCACAGCGUUAACAGCAGCAAAGUAACGAUGUCCCUUCUUAUACCUCCCGAAAUUCCUUAUGUGAUAUUCUUUCGUGUGAAUUUUUACAUUUUCAGCCUUCAAUAAUAUUACACAAAUCACACACAUAUUAGCAACUAUCAUCUCACAGCCUAUGCUUGGCAAGCGGAGUUUGUAAAGUUUCGAAACUAUGUUAUUCACCGAUGGACACUGGGCUGACAUUGAGAGGCAACGCCAAUGCUGAAACCAGGUUACUCGGUCAUUAAAUUAUGAUUUAACAAUCACCAAAUACAAUGUUAGAUUUCUUGUUACUGUAGCUGUACCUAUUCGGAACAAAGUUAUUUAAUUUUGUUACGUCA
Diprion similis is the source of this 2196-nucleotide messenger RNA. RefSeq names its product guanine nucleotide-binding protein-like 1 (gene Ns4). The coding region runs from base 99 to 1865 and encodes 588 amino acids. Gene Ontology annotation, molecular function: GTP binding; GTPase activity. NCBI's taxonomy places the organism in Eukaryota, Metazoa, Arthropoda, Insecta, Hymenoptera, Diprionidae. The record is from RefSeq and is a predicted model, not a curated record. The transcript is spliced from 5 exons.